AGCCUUGUCCGAAGUUCUCCUAUUUCGGGUGCUACCGGUUUCUUGUAUUAUCAAGCGCCCUACGCUACGGGAAUCCAAGGCCGGCGCUCUUCUACUGACGGGAAAGCGGAAGCCAGGAGCGGAGAAACCCUAGCAGCGGCGAUCCCCUCCGUCACUUCCUCCCAAAUUUAGGGUUUCUUCCGUUCCCCAGAGGAGACCAGGGAUUGGAACUGGGAGUAGCCCAGCGUCUUCCUCUUUCUGUGGCGGUGAAUCGAAAGAAAGGUGAGGAAUCCAGAGGUAGAAACCCAAGCGGCAAAGAUCCAUCAGCCCUCGUUAAAAGAGGGACUUUCGAACGGAAAGAGGCUGCGGAGAUCAUCUGAGGAGCGGAAUUGGGAGCAAGAAGGAAUCAAGUGUCCUCAAAAAAAGAUAUCAAAACAUCAACAUUUCUUGAUGAAAAAUUAAGAUCGGUGACCUUUCCUGUGCAUAAAACUGCUUUCGUGAUUGCAAAUUUUCGAGCUCGGAGCCGCUGCAUCCCUCGGAGUUGUGGAAAAUGUCGGAAUUUCUUGACCUGGAGUCACAGGAUGGGGUGCGAAUGACUUGGAACAUCUUCCCAGGCACAAAGCAGGAUGCUGUGGGCUGUGUCAUCCCUACUGCAGCUAUCUAUACCCCUCUUAAGCCCAUUCCAAACACCCCAGUUCUGCCCUACGCUCCCCUUCGCUGCCGCAUGUGCCGCUCCAUCCUCAACCCCUUCUCCAUCGUUGAUUACAUUGCCAAGAUUUGGAUCUGUCCCUUCUGCUUCCAGCGCAACCACUUCCCCCCACACUACUCAUCCAUCUCUGAGGACAACCUCCCUGCUGAGCUCUUUCCUCAGUACACCACCAUUGAGUACGAGUCAACUCCUGAUGCUGGCCCUGCUGUGCCUCCGGUGUUCCUCUUCGUUGUAGACACGUGCAUGAUUGAGGAGGAGAUUGGGUUCUUGAAAUCUUCACUUGCCCAGGCUGUCGAGUUGUUGCCUGAGAAAUCUCUUGUUGGGUUGAUCACCUUUGGGACCUAUGUGCAGGUUCAUGAGUUAGGAUUUGGGCAGGUGCCAAAGUCAUACGUGUUUAAGGGGUCAAAGGAGGUGACUAAGGAACAAAUCUUGGAGCAAAUGUGCUUUUUCACACGAAAACCAAAGCCAAGUGUGGGGGUCAUUGCUGGCAGUAGGGAUGGACUCUCCGCAGAGAGCAUUGCCAGAUUCCUCCUGCCUGCAUCUGAAUGCGAGUUUGUCUUAGAUUCACUUCUAGAAGAGCUUCAGAAAGAUCCUUGGCCUGUCCCAUCAGACCAGCGUGCAUCGAGAUGCACAAGCACUGCAUUAAGUAUUGCAGCUAGUUUAUUGGGGGUUUGUGUACCUGGUUCAGGAGCAAGGAUUAUGGCCUUUGUCGGUGGCCCAUCAACAGAAGGACCUGGCUCUAUUGUAUCAAAGAAUUUAUCUGAGCCAAUUCGUUCACACAAAGACCUAGAAAAAGGUUCUGCACCACUCUAUAAUAAAGCUGUCAAGUUCUAUGAGGGGCUCUCAAAACAGCUUGUACAUCAAGGACACGUAUUGGAUUUGUUUGCAUGUGCACUCGAUCAGGUUGGGGUGGCAGAACUCAAAGUUGCAGUUGAAAGGAGUGGGGGAAUUGUUGUGCUCACAGAAAGUUUUGGUCAUUCUGUUUUCAAGGAUUCACUUCGACACAUUUUCCAGUCAAGUGAUUAUGACCUUGGUUUAUCAUUCAAUGGUAUAUUUGAGGUUAACUGCUCGAAAGAUGUCAAAGUUCAAGGCAUUCUCGGUCCCUGUGCUUCUUUAGAGAAGAAAGGUCCUCUGUGUUCUGAAACGGCUGUUGGACAGGGAAACACAAGCGCCUGGAAGUUGUGUGGUCUUGACAAAAAGACAUCGUUGUGCUUGGUAUUUGACAUAGCAAGGAAAGAUGGCCCAGAAGCAAUUGGUCAACCUACAAGCAAUCAAUUUUACUUCCAAUUUUUGACAUAUUAUCAGCACAAUGAUGGCCAUAUGAGAUUACGUACAACUACUCUUUCCAGAAGAUGGGUGGCUGGUCCUGGCAGCAUCCAGGAUUUGAUAGCUGGGUUUGAUCAAGAAGCAGCUGCUGCAGUCAUGGCACGCUUAGUUUCUUUUAAAAUGGAAAUGGAGGCUGAUUUUGACCCAAUAAGAUGGCUUGAUCGAUCAUUAAUUCGUUUAUGUUCGAAGUUUGGAGAUUAUCAGAAGGAUAGUCCAUCCUCGUUUAGCCUAUCCCCACGUUUAUCAAUAUUUCCGCAGUUUAUGUUUCAUUUAAGGCGUUCUCAGUUUGUCCAGGUUUUUAAUAACAGUCCGGAUGAAACUGCAUAUUACAGAAUGAUCCUCAAUAGAGAGAAUGUAGCCAAUUCAGUUGUGAUGAUCCAGCCUUCACUGAUAUCUUACUCGUUCCAGUCAGACCCUGAGCCUGCUCUCCUUGAUGUAACUGCAAUUGCUGCUGAUAGGAUCCUUCUAUUGGAUUCCUACUUUAUUGUUGUUGUAUUUCAUGGAGCAAGCAUUGCCCAGUGGCGGAAUGCUGGAUACCAAAAUCAAGCUGAACAUCAGCCAUUUGCUCAAUUGUUGCAAGCCCCACGCGAUGAUGCUGAUGCAAUAGCCAAAGAGCGGUUUCCUGUUCCUCGUUUGGUCAUAUGCGACCAAUACGGCUCCCAGGCCCGUUUCCUCUUGGCGAAAUUGAACCCUUCAGUCACAUACAACUCCGAUAAUCCUCCAGCACCUGGUGGAGAUGUCAUAUUCACGGAUGAUGUUAGCUUUCAGGUCUUCUUGGAUCAUCUCCAACGUCUAGCAGUUCAGUAAUAUAGGUCUUUAUAUUACCAAUUCUAUACCAUUUCUGUUCGUCUAUUCCAUGUAAAGUGAUGAAUGCUUUCGUUUAUCCCUGUAUAUCCACUCUUUCAUCAUAAGUAUGGAAAGGUCAGUUUUGUUUUUAUCAUUUGCACGAAGAGCUGGUAUAUGCUGGAAAUCUCUGCUUUUCAUUUAUUUUAAAA
Messenger RNA from Phoenix dactylifera (date palm), 3009 nucleotides. Its product is annotated as protein transport protein SEC23 C. Gene Ontology annotation, biological process: endoplasmic reticulum to Golgi vesicle-mediated transport; COPII-coated vesicle cargo loading; COPII-coated vesicle budding. The record is from RefSeq and is a predicted model, not a curated record. Lineage: Eukaryota; Viridiplantae; Streptophyta; Magnoliopsida; Arecales; Arecaceae. Gene Ontology annotation, cellular component: COPII vesicle coat; endoplasmic reticulum exit site. Gene Ontology annotation, molecular function: zinc ion binding; GTPase activator activity.